This is a messenger RNA of Phycodurus eques (leafy seadragon), 1921 nucleotides long. RefSeq names its product zinc finger protein OZF-like. Gene Ontology annotation, biological process: regulation of transcription by RNA polymerase II. The transcript is spliced from 3 exons. NCBI's taxonomy places the organism in Eukaryota, Metazoa, Chordata, Actinopteri, Syngnathiformes, Syngnathidae. The record is from RefSeq and is a predicted model, not a curated record. Gene Ontology annotation, cellular component: PcG protein complex; transcription regulator complex. Gene Ontology annotation, molecular function: RNA polymerase II cis-regulatory region sequence-specific DNA binding; DNA-binding transcription factor activity, RNA polymerase II-specific. Bases 74 to 1357 code for a protein of 427 amino acids.
GCUGCGCCAAAACACGACGAAGCCCGCCCGAGCUAGCUUCGCUCGCAAACAAUGUUGUGACGAUCGCGCGGAAAUGUGCGCCAAGCUUGUGAAAGACGAAGAGUGCGAGGAGGAACUUUGUCGACAAGGUCGACUGCUUUGCGAGCAGCCGCCGCGUGACGUCGGCGAAGAAGAUCAGCGGCAGUCCCCGCACAGCAUCAGAAAGGAGGAGGAGCCAGAGACGCCACACGUGAAAGACGAAGCGCAGGAGGACCAAAUCAGCAAGUUUCCCUCGACUGGCGUCGCGUUGAAGGAUGAAGACGACGACGGAGACCGCUGGGGAGGAUCCCAAGCCGAAGACGACGUAACGUCGCACUCUUCUGAUGAUGACGAUGACGAUGAAGAACACUCCAAAGACGUCGGCGAAGGAGCGCUCCGUCCUGAGCAGCGGGAGCGAGAGCCCCCCCGCGUCGGAGCGGAAGAGGAGCAGGACGAUAUCGGCAAGUUUCCAUUGACUGUCAUUGUGAAGAGCGAAGAUGACGAUGAAGAAGACGGUGACGGAGACCACUGUGGAGGAGACAGCCUCAUAGCGCCACUAUCAGAUAGUGACCACAUAACGCCACACUCGUCUAAUGAUGAUGACGAUGAUGAUGAUGAACAUGCAACAGACGAUAUGACACGUGACACUGACAACCAACAUUUGAAAUGUCCUCAGUGUGACAAGACGUUUUUCCACAAGUCGUCCUUGAGCGCACACGCAAGAGCGCACGCUGGAGAAAAACCUUUUGCUUGCUCAGAUUGUGGUAAAACCUUCUCUGUAAAGAAACAUUUGAAAGUGCACUCGAGGACACACACCGGAGAGAAACCUUUUGCCUGCUCAGUUUGCGGAAAAAGAUUCACCCAGAAGGGACAUUUACAGACGCACACACGAACACACACUGGAGAAAAACCAUUUGCCUGCUCAGUUUGCAGUAACAGCUUCUCUGCAAAAGGACAAUUAAUAUCACACAGAAGAACACACACCGGAGAGAAACCUUUCGCCUGCUCAGUUUGCGGUAAAAGAUUCACUCAAAGACGCACUUUAACAACACACACAAAAACGCACACUGGGGAGAAAACGUUUGCCUGUUCAGUGUGCAACUUAAGUUUUAGCGAACGCUCCAAAUUGGUCGCACACACAAGCACACACACUGCGGAAAAACCUUUUUGCUGCUCAGUUUGCGGGAAAGGAUUCACUCGAAAAUGCUCUUUAACAACGCACACGAGAACACACACCGGGGAGAAACCAUUCAGCUGCAUUGCGUGCGAGAAACGAUUCCAUGAAAAGCGUGAGCUGAAGAGACACAAGUGUGAAGGUGCGAAGAGCUGCCGGCAGUGAAUGAAAUCAAAUAAAAUGGGGAAACCCGACAACCGUUGCCGUCUUCUUGAGCACAAACUUCACAACGGCGAAAUAAAAGAAUGAGAAAUUGUUUUCCGAUGGAUUUAAAAAAAGACACGAUGGUCUUUUUUGGUUUCAUUUUUCCCCUUCACACCUGAACUGCUCGCCAGCCAAUCGCAGGGCACGUAGAAACAAACAACCGUUGCCACUCACAUUCCCGCCGACAGGCACGAGAAAAACUAUUGUGCUGUUAUUUCCACCACUUGUUUAGCCACAGCUACCCUGCAGGGGGCGGUCUGAAGGAAGCGUGGCUGCCACUCUGCGCCUACAGCCCCUUCCGGGGAAACAAAUGCUGGUAAUAUGUCCGUGGUAUUAAAAGUGAAGACCGUUUGCAAUUUAGUUAUUUGAGCCCAAAAACAUUGAAGUCCACCCACUUUGCGGGCCAUAUAAAAUGAUGUGUCGGGCCGGAUCCGGCCCCCGGGCCCUGAGUUUGACCCCGGCGCUCGAGCUGAAGCGAAGAAACUUUGGCACUUUGUGCGAUGAUUUGGAAAACGGGAGUCUGGA